Molecule: messenger RNA, 12474 nt
Organism: Mugil cephalus (flathead mullet)
Lineage: Eukaryota; Metazoa; Chordata; Actinopteri; Mugiliformes; Mugilidae
Gene: pappaa
Product: pregnancy-associated plasma protein A, pappalysin 1a
Exons: 22
Coding region: 1273-6252 (1659 amino acids)
Molecular function (GO): protein binding; metallopeptidase activity
Source: RefSeq, a predicted model, not a curated record
AAUUCUAAUGAUUUCAUCAAUCCUUCUUACUCUCUAUAUUCUAUUCCAUAGUUUAAACAGCAUUUACUCUAAGGAGAAAUCUGCACCAGUGUGACAAUAUAUGACUUUAAAAGAAAAAUAUAAUCAUCCUUCAAGAGGGCUUUUUUUGUUGUUGUUGUUGUUUGUUUCCCAGAAGACACGGGCUCAAAUGAUUCUUUCACGACUUCAGACCGGUCCUGUAACUGUGGACUCGUGGAAGUGUUGGAUUGUUUGAAUUGUAACCGCUAGAGGGAUACAUAUACGCCUUCCAAAGUCCGUAAACACCAUCCUAUCACUCUGUGCCACUGAGAGAAUUGCCGUCAGUGAGUUGCCUACCUGUGUGACUUCCCACUAUGAAAAAAAAAAAAAAAAAAAAACAACCCACACAGCCCCGGAACAUUUGAAACAUGACUUGUUCUUUAAAAGACUUUAACAGCCUCUAAAAGCGGACGGCGAGCUCCGACUCCUCCAAGUGUAUCAGCUUCAGGCAAUCAUUGAGGACCGCGAUGGUUACUUCUGCAGCUCUCUGUCCCUCUGUCUCUCCUUCGCCUUGCCAGAUAUUAUAGAGCAUUUCAACUUUUGUGCAGGCAGGCACACGGGGAAAGGGGGAGAAGUUUUGGAUUUGAUUUUUGCUCACAGUUCACCUCUUGUUUUCCUGUAAUAAAUAUGAGAGGUCGGUUUGCUGUCACUUUUCUUUGGGAUUUAAUAGGCUAUGUGCCAUUUCUUAUGCUGUUUUACGGGUAGGAUAAGGAAACACCAAAAAGGUGUGACAAGAGCUUGGCGGACAACUGUGGAUUUCUGCGAGUAACUCCUACCGUCCAAAGGGGAUGAGGGGGGCAUCGGCCGGACCCCCCUCUUGAUUGAUUACUUAUUAGUCAUCCCUUUGGCUAAAUGGGACCCAUUGAAAAGGCACCGUGGAACACAUACAUGAAUCAAAUAUUCCUGUGUCCCCUGAAUGUCUCCAGAGUAGUUUUGCUUAAGAGAGGGGGUCGUGGCUUAGCAUUAUAAAGAGGGAAAAACAGCAUAGCUUUAUGGGUUUAUUUAGACAGUUUCUACGGUUUGACAUUCUACCGCUGUAAAAAGAGAGAAGGAAAAACUCGAGAGGAUCCCAAAGAGAAGAACAUUGUGGACAUAUUUUUUUUUUCUCGUAGUUGUUUCUUUUAUUUUUGUUAUUUUUUUUAUUAUUAUUGUUUUUUAUUUUUUCCUCUUAUUUUUUAAAUAUUUUAUUUUUUGUGCCAUUUCUUUUCCCGAAAAAUGAAACUUUGGACAUCACCCUGGGUGUCUUGCCUGGUGAUUCUCAUCUUGUGUUUUGGAUCAGAGUGCGGGACAGUCCGGAGAAAGGGGAGAUCCAAGAGGGAGUUGGUGCGCAUUAGGGAGGCGAAAGCCACCAUCCCUGGGGCUUGUGCCACACGUCUGCCCCGGGGCAAACGGUCUUUGCCCGGCUUGGAGCGACGGGUGCUCCGCCAGCGCCGGCGCUCCUCGCGGGCGGAGGAAAACUCUCUUGACCGGGGGAAAGCUGUGUAUUUUACCGGCAGGGGAGAUCAGCUACGACUGAAGCCCGGCGUGGAGAUACCCAGAGGCAAUUUCACUCUGGAGAUGUGGAUCAAACCGGAGGGAGGUCAGCGAUCGCCCACAGUGAUUGCAGGCCUAUACGACAAAUGCUUCUAUGCGUCCAGCGACCGAGGCUGGCUGCUUGGCAUCCAGGCGGUCAGUGAAUACGGGAACCGUGACCCUCGCUUCUUCUUCUCCCUUAAAACUGACCGUGCCCACAAAGCGACCUCCAUCCACUCCAAUGCCCGUUACAUACCCAACCAAUGGGUACAUGUGGCAAUAACGUACGAUGGUGUGUACAUGAAGCUCUUCGUCAACGGGGCCCAAGUCGGCGUAAGUCGGGAGCAAUCUGGUGAUGUCUUCAGUCAUUUGACCAAAAAGUGCAAAGUGCUGAUGAUUGGUGGAAAUGCACUCAAUCAUAAUUACAGGGGGGCAGUGGAAAGGGUGGGUUUAUGGAGGCAGGCCCGACAGCAGAAGCAUAUUAUCAGGGAUAUGCAGGGCCAUGAAGACCCCCAAGAUCUACCUCAGCUGGUCAUCCGUGAAACAUUUGAGCACCCAGGCCGGAAGUGGUUGACUGUAAAAGAUGGUAGCUUUCCUCAGCCUGAGCAAGGAGGAGGAGGAGGAGGAGGAGGAGGAGGAAGACCAAUGAUUCAGGGUGGUGGGGGAAUUGGAAAUGCUGAAGGACUAUUGGACACAAGCCUGGAGCCCCCAUCUUGUGGUCAAACUGUUUGCGACAAUGUUGAGGUCAUUAAAAACUACAACCAGCUUUGGACCUUCCGUCGGCCCAAGAAAGUCCGGUAUCGUGUCAUAAACAUUUGGGAUGAUGCGAGGACAAGGCCAACCGUAUCAGACCACCAGGUCAACCUGCAGCACCAGCAGCUUAACGACGCCUUUAGCCCCUACAACAUCACCUGGGAGCUCAGCAUUCACAAUGUGACCAACUCCUCCCUGCGUAACCGAUUGAUUCUAGCUAACUGUGAUAUCAGCAAAGUCGGCGAUGAUGCAUGUGACCCAGAAUGCAACCAUCCACUGACAGGGUAUGACGCAGGUGACUGCAUGUCUGGGCAUCGGAGCCGCUGCCCUGAUCACAAGCAGGGAAAUGGCAUAUGUGACCCUGAAUGUAACUGGGAGAACUUCUUCUAUGAUCUCGGUGACUGCUGUAACCCCAAUGUGACGGAUGUGACCAAGACAUGCUUCAACCGCUCCUCUCCACACAAAGCCUAUUUGGACGUGAAAGAGCUGAAAGAAAUUUUGCAUUUGGAUGGCUCGACUCACCUGAAUGUUUUCUUUGCCAAUUCUUCUGAUGAAGAUCUGGCGGGGGUUGCCACUUGGCCCUGGGAUAAAGAGGCCCUCACGCAUUUGGGCGGGAUCGUACUGAAUCCGUCCUUCUAUGGAACAUUCGGCCACACUGACACGAUGGUCCACGAGAUCGGCCACAGCCUCGGCCUUUACCACGUGUUCCGAGGCAUUUCAGAAAUCGAAUCGUGCAACGACGCGUGCUUGGAAACGGAGCCCUCGAUGGAGACCGGAGAUCUCUGCGCGGACACCAACCCCACUUCCAAAUACAAGGGCUGCAACGAUCCCGACCCGGGCAACGAGACGUGCGGCUCUCGGUAUUUCACCCACACGCCGUUUAACAACUACAUGAGCUAUGCAGAUGACGCAUGCACGGACUCCUUCACGCUGAACCAGGUGGCCAGGAUGCAUUGCUACCUGGACCUCAUCUACCAGACGUGGCAACCUGCGUCCAAACCUCCCCCGGUGCCAAUGUCUCCCCAAGUGGUUGAGCAGCAUCAUAAUUCCAUCACGCUGGAAUGGUUUCCACCCAUUUCUGGACACUUUUAUGACAGAGAAGUGGGAUCAGUGUGUGAUAAAUGUACUGAGGGGAGAGUUCUACUGCAGUAUGCCUCCAACUCGUCUUCUCCGCGACCGUGCGCCCCGUCCGGUCACUGGUCCCCACGAGAGGCUGAAGGUCCUCCAGAUGUGGAGCAGGCCUGUGAGCCAAGUGUGCGCACCUGGAGCCCCAAUGCAGGGAUUGAGCAAGGUGUCGUUGGCCUGUCAGAGUGCCCCCUCCAGGGCUGCAUGCUUCAGCUAGAGUUCCCGUACCCGCUGAUACCUGACUCCUUGACCGUGUGGGUCACCUUCUUCAGUCCCGAAGAAACAGCACUGCCCGCUAUCCAUAACAUCUUGCUGCUGACUGUUCGUGGGAACAACAUUUCACUGGGUCCCAGUAAUGUUUUCUGUGACACCCCAUUGACUCUGAAGCUGGACAUAGAGGAAGAGGUGUACGGCGUUCAGUUUUACACCAUGGAGCAACACCUGGAGAUUGACGCCACUCUCUUGGCGUCCAAGCCAGACUGCAGCCUUUGCAGGCACUGCCAGCCACUACGCUACCGCCUGUUGCGCCAGCCGCCCUUCACCCACGCACCACAUGGCCUGAUGUUGAAUGAACCGUCCCGCCGAUAUACAGACAGGGAUGUGGCACCACAUGUUGUGUAUACUUACCAGGUCCAAACAAUCUCCAGCCAGAGCGAGAGCGAGCCGUCCCCACCCCUGUUGCAUGAACUUGGGGCUUCCUACUGCGGGGAUGGACACAUCCAGAGCUCCAAAGGGGAAGAAUGCGAUGAUAUGAAUUCUAUGAAUGGGGAUGGCUGCUCCAGUCAGUGCAGGAAGGAGGCCUUCUUCAACUGUGUUGGAGAGCCAAGCAUGUGCUACUACUAUGACGGCGAUGGGGUGUGCGAAGACUUUGAGCGGGAGACUGGCGUGAGAGACUGUGGCCUCUACACCCCCAGUGGUUACCAGGAUCAGUGGGCUUCCGCGGUCGAGGUUUCCCAUGAAGAAAAGCCCUACUGCUCUGGCGAGGUUGCUGCUGGGUAUCCGGCUGUUACUAAGACAUGUCAGUCCAAGGUGUUCGAUCUAUCCGAUGGCGUGUCCCAGUAUGCAUGGUUCCCCUGUCGUGAGUCCCAUCAAUCUUCUUGGGGAUAUUCUACCUAUUGGUUGAAGGCUUACUUUUCUCAUCCCAUGGUGGCUGCAGCCGUAAUUAUACACCUGGCUGCUGAUGGGACCGGCUACAUUGAUCAGACACAGUGUAAUAUCACUGUUCAGCUGGUGGACACCAAGGAGGGCAUCCAUAGUCUAGGUGAGUGGCGUCUGAGUUGCCGCACUAACCCUUUGGUGAUCCCCGUGAGCCACGACCUGUCGUUGCCCUUUUACCACACCAAGGCAAUCCUUGUCAUGUUUGCCUCUCGCCUGGUGGCCAUCUCUGGCGUGGGCCUGCGCUCCUUCCAGUCUUUUGACCCCAUCACAAUAAGUAGCUGCCAGAGCGAUGAGAUCUACAACCCCACAGGGCAGAGUUGUGUACAUUAUUCGUGCGAAGCCAUCGUCUGCAAGAAGCCCUCAACCCGCAAUGCAGACCUAAAGUGCAGUAGCUCUGGCCACCACUACAACGGAGACCGCUGCACCAUCUCCUGCAAUUCUGGAUAUGUCCUGCAAGUCCACCAGGAUGAUGACUUCAUCAAGAGCCAGCCAGCCUCUUCAGUGACCAUAACCUGUGCAAAUGGGCAGUGGAACAAACACGUUUCAUGUGAGCCUGUGGACUGUGGUCUGCCAGACAAAUACCAUGUUCAUCCUGCCAAUUUCACCUUCCCAGAGGGGACUACCUACGGCAACAAGAGCACCUUUCAGUGUCGGGAACCCGCCCAGCUCAUAGGUACAAACAACACUCUCACCUGCCUGGAAGACGGCCUGUGGUCCUUCCCCGAGGCUCUCUGUGAGCUCCGCUGCCCGGCCCCUCCUCCCGUCCCCAACGCUGUGCUGCAGACUAAGCGCUGCAAUGAAACGGGCCUGAAAGUCGGCACGCUCUGCAAGUACAAAUGCAAGCCGGGCUACCACGUCACCAACAAACCCAAGAGGCGCGCGUUUAAGCGUCAGUGCACGGAGGACGGCAGCUGGCUGGAGGGGGCGUGCGAGCCGGUGACUUGCGACCCCCCGCCUCCCAUCUUCCACGGCUCCUACCACUGCACCGACGGCUUCCGCUUCGACAGCGUCUGCAAGCUCAAUUGCUCUGGUCCUCCUGGUAACACCGCUAUCGCCACGGGAGGCUCUGCCCAUACGGUGAGGCUGCUGCAUCCUCCAUGCAAGCAGGCUGCGGGGUCUAACGCGAUCCGCUGCAGGAAGGAUGGAAACUGGACAGGGUCGUUCCGCCUCUGCCCACAGAGCAAAGGCCAGUGUUCUUUACCUCAAAACCUCCACCACAGCCUACAGUACUUAUGCAAGCGGGGAUACGGCAUAGGUGAGGAGUGCGAGCUGACUUGCCGAGAGGGUAACAACGACGUGGUGAUCCUCCCCAGCAACAUGACGGUGGAAAGCGUGCUCAAAGAGCACUGGAGGAACCCGCCUAAAGUCAAGAGUAUAGUCUGUACGAUGAGACUGAAAUGGUAUCCACAUCCAGAACUGCUCCACUGCAUUAAAGGAUGUGAGCCAUUCAUGGGAGACAACUACUGUGAUUCAGUCAACAACAGAGCUUUCUGCAACUAUGAUGGAGGAGACUGCUGCCAAUCCACUGUCAAGACCAAGAAGGUGAUUCCAUUCCCCAUGUCCUGCGACAUACGCGACGAGUGCUCCUGCCGGGAUCCCAACGCCGUAGAGAACCGGAGGGACCAACACGUCCAUUCCCUGGGGUGACCAACCUGAGCGGGGACCUCUGUUCAACGUCCCAGGACCCUUUCUCCAACACAACACAGCCAGAGCGGCCGAGGCAGACCCCCUCCCCCUCUCCCCCUCUCCCCCGCCACCUACCUUCAUCCUCCUCUCGGCCUCCAAUUUCCUGCACAUGCUGCUUAAAAGGCAUACCUCUCCAUCCAUACUGCAACCCCGACCAGCCGAAAUGCCUCUCCGCCUCCACAUCACGGGAAGAUCUAGAAAAAGAAGAUGGGACUCAUGAGACUUCAUGGAAAACUUCAUUUUUCAGCUGUAAAGGAAAGUAACCCUCCCCCCCUCGCAGUAGCAUCAUAAACAAACCAACAAAAAAAAAAGAAAGAAAACAUAUGUAGCAAAGACAAAAAUUUAAAAAUAAAAUUAUAUCAGCCAUUUUUUUUUUAAGAAAAGAAAAGAAAAAAGAAAAAGAAAACAACAGCAAAAACGUAACCAAGCCUAGUUAGCAUGCCUUUCGUUGAGUUUUGUGCUGGCUUCUGUGUCUAUUUUAGUGACCUUGCUGUACAACCACACGACUGAACCAAAGGUAAAUCAAAAUGUGCAAGUGGGGGAUUGACAAAUAUGAAGGAAAUCAGGGGAAGCGUUAAAAAAAAAAAAAAAAAUCCUCCUAAUAAUCCUUUGAAGGCAUGUUACGUUGUUCCUGGUUCCAAACCUGUCAGAUAUCCUGUAUCUCUACAUCCUUUUCAGUGAAGUGUGUUUCUUCAUAGGCACAUCAGAGGCUAUAGAGGUUAUUUCUAGCUUGGUGGGGAAUAGAGAGAGCCAUGUUGUUAAAGUUUAAGUCACAGAUUCAACGAACAGAGGAAACAAAAAAGGGCCAAACUCACGUACACGGAGAUGUACAAAUAAAAAAUAUCUAAUUGAUGACCAAAACACAUAAACAAGUUUCCUACUUCGAUUUAUCCAAAAUGCGUAAUGAAAACACCUUAGCAUGGCUUUUGCUUCUUCCCAUCUUCCCAUCAUUGCAGUAUCUCACAGAGUUAGACCGCUUCGUCUUCCUUGCUGCUUCACGGUACCUCUCCAUUCCGUUCACGCUUGCAUGUUUUAACCUCACAUUAAUACAAUAGUGCACGCCGACGACGCCACGCGAGCAACGCACUAAAGAACUUUAGAACGUCCGGAACCUCACCUGUUCGCCCCCCCACCCCCCGACCGCACAUCCCAUCCGACGACACGCGACACUACACGAAUCGAUCACGACUUGAAGAAUGUUAUCGACGAUGCCUCACUUUGGGUCGAGCUGAUUUUAGUUUCAGUUUGAACUCCUCUUUCUCUCUCUGUCUCUCUCUCUCUCUCUCUCUCGCUCUCUCUCUCUCUCCUAAUCGCUUGAUAAGAACCCUGUUACCUCGAGCGCCGAUUCCAAACUGAAAAAUAAAAAAGCGUCCCGGCCUUGUUCAGAAUGUAGUCAAUGCUUGGAGUCUGGAGUCUUGAUUGCACAGUACUGCACAGCACAGUCACACCAGAGUAGGGGAAUAGUGAGUUGGGUGAGAAUGAGUGUAGGUGAUAGGAGACUGUAUCUGUUAUCCCCCCCAACACAAACACACACACACACACACACACACACACACACACACACACACACACACACACACACACACACACACCUACCUUCAACCCAUCCUCUCCGCACAUGCUCAAACAAGCACACAUCUGUUACCCUCUCUCCUCCCGGUAGGACCGGACUCUCUCUUACAACGAUGUUGUACAUGAAAAUGACAUUUGGAUGUAUAUGUCAACACAGCAUUUGCAGUCACAAUACGAUCAAAUCUCCCCACGACUCUCCGCCGGGGUCCAGUUUAAGUCACACACAUUCAGCCGCCCUCUUCGGUAUAAAGUGCACUUGGUUGUUUUCCGAUCAGCGCUUUUCAGUAUUUUUUUCGACCUCCUCACCAAUUAACCUUGGCUGCUUGCUGCGAUAGCUUUGUGGGUUUGUUACUCUUCAUUUCAGGCCCUUUUUUUUUUUUGUUUUUUUCCUCUCCCCCUCACGCACAUUUGAUAAUGAAGGCUGCUUGGCGUACCGCUCCACCGUUUGCUGCUACUCUCUGGCUGCAACUGUAGUCGUGGCUUUUCGGCCGGCAUGAUCACGACCUUUCAUUUCAUUCGGGGGGGCCAACGCCACGGCCCCUCGGACUCACAUCAGGCUGCUAUAGCAUUCCAGAUCCUCGUCACAAGUACGUGGUCUCACAUUGAGCGUAGUUGAGCGUCAAUGCAAGACCAUUUUCAUGGGUUUUUUUUUGUUUUUGUUUUUUUUACAUUAGCGAAGAUCGAUACCAGAACAUACAAAGAAAGGGAGAAGGUAUUAUUUUCCACCAAAUAUAAAGGAAAAAAAGAAAAAUGAAAAAAAGAAAAUAUCAUGUAAAUAUUACUAUAUGUUCUUGAUGGACAGGAGCGUUAAGAAAAUAUGUUUUUAGGUUUAUCAUGUAUUUCAUUUUUUUUUUAUUUUUAGAAAAUGUCAUAUUUAAUCAGUGUUUGUAUUAUUAUUGACCUCAGUUACUGCACUUUCUAGUCGUCAUGUAAGAAGAAAAAAAAAGUAUAUCUUUCAAAAAUGUUUAGAAGCUGCUAUUGUCAAAAAUGGUGAUCUGAAGCAAACUGUAUGAUAUUUCGAUCAUUUGACUCCCUGUGUUGCUAUUAGCUUUCCUGUCAUUAGUGUUUUGUUUUUUUGUUUUUUUUUGUUUUUUACUUGUGUCUGACCCUAAAUCCUCUCCAUCCUAAACGGACUCGGAUAUUAUCAAUGAAGUAGGGAGGUGUUGUCACUAUGAAGCAUGUAUCCAUUCGUACAUCAUCCAUAGGGGCCGCCAGAUCCAAAACAAUUGGGUACACAUUUUGUUUUUGUGUACUGUCGGAUAUUUAAAGGUCUAAGCUUAGACUGCAUAUUUUCUUUGUGUUUCUGUCUUUUCCUCGAUGUUUGUGUAAUGCGUUGUCUUCGGUCAAAAGGUGUACAUUUUGGCAGAGAAAACCGGGAGAUGGUGAAGAAAGAAAAUGAAGAAGUUCCCAUUACAAGGGAACGGACUUUUAUGAAACUUUGUACGGACAGUCUAAAGGCUACACCAUCUUCGAAUAUUGCAUUUAACACUUUAUAUGGAAACUAUAUAGCCCUGGUUAAAAAGAAAUGAAUUGUAUUAUGUUGAUAUUAUCAAAUUAUAUGUAAUAUUAGUACUCCAGAUACUGCUGCUUUACAUAGAACUGUUACCGGUGAGAGACUGACCUGCAAUCACUACGCGAAACCAAUGACAUGCAGUGCUGUGGUUCGUCACCUGCCACCGAGGCCACUGGAAAGCCGUUCCAGCUGUUCGAAAAUGGACGAAUCCAAAUCCUUCGAAAUCAUUUGUAUGAACCAAAUCUGACUUGUCGCUUCCACAUGCUCAGACUACCUUCCAAAUAGCCUCCUCGACGCAUUACCAGAACCACCAGUUCAAAGCGUGGACACCAAAACACCCGACUGCUAUCGCUAAGAAAGGCCACAGAAUGUGACUGCAUGUCAACUUGAAAUAAUAAUAAUAAUAAUUAAAAAAAAAUCUCGUUAUUGGAGAAGGUGCCCAUAAGCCAUAGCUUACCAAGAUAGAUAGCCAUGGGAAGAAUUAAACAAUUGCGCAUUGGAUGAGGACGUCACCUCUCUACUGUAGUCAUCACAGGAUCCCUUGCUGUACCUCAUGCCUGUAACGUUUGCUGCUUCUAUAUUUUUUUUUUUUUUUUGGUAUGUUAGUGACAUUUUUUUUUUUUGCGUCUCAUAGCAAUGGUGUAAAUAGUAGAACUAUUUAUUGAGAGUGUUAUACUUUUUUAAGUUAUAUUUAAUGUCCAUGUAACUUAUUUUUUACAUUGUUCUUAUAAACCGACACAUCAUAGAGUCAAAACUGUUCUUUUUUUUUUUCGUCUCCGUCGUUAACAGUCUCGUCGCUGUCCGGCACUUAUCGGACACACACACGCACACACACAUGCAGUACAAUUCCGGCCCGCCACCUCCACCACCACCACCACAAAAGAACGUCUCUCAUUGGUCCUUAUGUGUAGAUGGACACUGCUCGUCUCCAGUGAGGAUUCACUGUGUUUCAGCACACUGAGUGCAGUGUAUCUUUUGUCUUUUUGUUGUUGUUUUUCCUUUAAAACCAGAAUGUAAAGUUUAUUUUUAUUUUUAAUUUUUUUUUGGGAAGAAUGCACACAUUAGCCGUGCAUACAAAGAGUUCUGCAAAGAAGUGUAUACUGGUCGAGUACUUAAAUAUCUAAUAUAGCAAAUGAUGUCACGAGAGCCGGCGUAAGGCGGAAGGGAUGCACGUGCUCAGCCGCGCCGGGGGCAGGAGGCAAAGAAAGGGAUCUUAAUUGAAGGGGAAAGAAGGAGCUGAUGUCAGGAGUGGCAGAGUGUUCUUGGAUGGGUUAAAAGUAGAAGGUGGGCAGUGAGAGAGGUGUAGGGAUGGGUGGGCUGCUUUUCCUGGCCUGUCUAGCUGUUUGUCCAGGUGUGAAAAUGUGUACUCACAGAGGCUGCCCCUGGGCCAGGGGUGGCCAGCCUGACUGGCAACAAGCCGAGGCCAAUGAGUCAGAGUUUCUCCUAGGGGUGGCAGCCGUCCCUCUCUGGGACUCCCCGCCGCCGCCGCCCGCCCGCCCGCCCGCCGCCCCCCUCUUCCCCCCUUACUACCUCCACCUCCCCACUCCUCGACACACUGCCUCAUCUGUCAAUGUCAGGUAUGCCUGCGCAGGGCGGCCAGGGUCAAGCUGGCCCUGUGAAAAUGAGAGAGGAUGUUUGCCCAGCAUACAGAGCCUUUUGAAGUCGGGCUGAAGGAACACAGUUCUCCUCACCCACAGCCUGUGCUUAUCACAUAAUAUCAUGUGUAUAGCAGUCUCUUUUUUUUUCUGUUUUUUUUUUUUUUUUUGACAGGCUUUGAUACCUCUCUGCGCUUUACACCAACAGCCGCUCCUUUGUUUCUAAUUUAACACCUGGUUGUGUAUUUCUUGUCUAAAAAUGGCAGAAACGUUGUGUCUAGCUCAUUAUGAAGCAAUGGGUGGGAGGGGAGGGUGGGAGGGGGGUUAGUGUAAGAACGAGCGUCUGAAGCCCUGAUGUUUUUUUUUUUGUUGUUUUUUUUUUCUGCUCAGAUCUUUGUGGAGAAAAAUACUGACGUGCCAUCUUGUUGUAAGACAUUUCCUUUGUGUGUUGUAACACAUGAAGUACCUCUCACAGGCCUCUGGUUAUAGAAUGGUCCUCUUAUGUACGUAUGUCUGUUUCCUAAUCCCUCAAUAAAUAAAAAAAGGUGAAUUGUCCCUUUUUUCUAAGUGGGAAGUUAAAAGAAAAAAAAAAUGUAUUUGCAUAUUACGUGGAUAUCUAGUGGUAUUACUGCGAUGUUUCGUACCCAAUUGCUCAACAAAUAUAUUUUAAGAUGUAAAUAAUAAUAUUAUAUGAUGAUUGUAUUUGCAAACCAUGUACUAACUGUUUGGGAGUAGCUCUUGGAUUGAUUUUUAUCAUAACUAUUAUACAAAGAAAUGAACCGUGAAAUGUUGUGCAUUGUGUCAAAGUAUCACCUGCAAGCCAGAAAAAAAAAAAAAAAAAAAUAGAAAAAAAAAAUAAUAUCUGUGAUGCUUUACCACACCACUUGCUGUCAGCAUUUGUUUGUUCAUAAUGGCUUAGUGCAAGCACUGUUGUCAGUUGUCUAAACCAUGGAUUUACCCAUUGAAUCAUUAAUUAUUUAUUUGUUGUCAAGAUGAAUAAAGUCGCAAUGGUCAUUUUCUGGGUCUCCGUCAGAAAGCGAUCCUCACACUCAAAGUUGAUCUCGACCACGCGUCGAGGGGUUUCAUUUCAAAUUUCGACCGGCACCAACUGACAACUCUCAUUUUCUCCUCACUCCAUUCUGUACCUUGUCGAGUCUUAUCCACAUGCCUUUGUGUUUGCUGAGAAUUUCACCAACACUGUACAGGUAGCCAUCGAACUCAGUAGUCCCUCCUCUCCUCUCUGAUGGCCUCCUCUCUCUUUGGUUCUUACACAGUAUGCACUUUUUCAGGCACAUAUACAACAGAUUGGACUCUUUGUGUUUCAGUCGAUGUUUCUCUCUGUUUUUCACAGUUGCAAUUAUAUUUUUGGUGCUCUGGUACAUGGCAAAAACAUGUCUGAUGUGUACUAUAUUUUCAUAAGGAAGAGUCAUAAAUAAUGAGUAUCAUGUUCAUUUUGCUGUCAUUUAUUGUGUAGAAAUAAAACACUGGUUAAAGUGAGCAUAA